Molecule: messenger RNA, 1313 nt
Organism: Aspergillus japonicus CBS 114.51
Lineage: Eukaryota; Fungi; Ascomycota; Eurotiomycetes; Eurotiales; Aspergillaceae
Exons: 1
Coding region: 282-1190 (302 amino acids)
Source: RefSeq, a predicted model, not a curated record
UCGACCCUUACGAGCCAACCAGCAUCCGUUGCGAACACCAAAAUAACUGGGCAGCCUCAGCCCUAGUACUACCACGUACGACGACAAGAACUCCCUAACACGCAGAGAAUUCAUCAUCACUUGGUGCUUGGACUGGGAUUCGUCAUGGCUCGGGUGGAAAGCCAGUAUGUUCGGUUCUAUAGAUAAUGCAGGUCUCGCCCGCCUAGAGAUCCGGCUCCCACUGUUCAACAACCAAUCUUCUUCUCGACCAGCCAGGUUCGCUCAACUACUUACCAGACAAUAUGCAACUACGCUAUCUGAUCGCACUCGGGACAUUGUCCUCUCUCGCUGCUGCUCAUCCCGGCCCCGCUGCUGAUCUACCCUCAACAUGGGCUCCCACCUCAACUGUCACCGUCACCGUACCUGUAGCCACCCAAACGGCCGAUGUCAACAACCUCAAGGCCCACGCGAAACGCUUUCAUGGGGACUGGGUCAUUCAGAAGCGAGCCUCGACGACUGAGGAGACAUCCUCUACCACCUCUGAGUCGACCACCUCGACGAGUUCAACGUCAACGACGAGCACGACGGAGUCAACCACCUCCACCACCUCUACCACUUCUUCCAGCACCACGGAAGCCACUACAAGCUCUACCACCUCCACAGUCUCCUCCACCACCUCUACAGCAAGCAGCACCACCUCGUCAAGCACGACCACCUCCGCCACCUCACAAUCCACUACCACUGCAGCAACCACCACGACCAAGACCACGUCGACAGCCUCAACCACCACCUCAACCGCCUCGGCCACCAACUCCGCCAGCGCUGCCAAGGCUGCCUACAACCGCCGCGGUGAGAUUGCUGCCAUCGUCACUUUCACCAUCCUGAUCCUACUUUUCAUCGGCGUCGCCGCAUUCAUGUGCACGCGGGAUAAGCGCAAGAGAAGACGCAUCGAAGCCAGGGCAGCCGCCAAGGCCGCGGACUACUCGAUGGUAUCCCUGACCGAGGGCGCGCGACCGCAGAGCGAGGCCAAAUUUGACCGAGCGUCGGUGAUGUUCGCGACGGCACCCUCCCGCAGUGAACUGGGCUUGAGCACUCCAUUAACGCGUCCCUCUUCUAUCGCGACGAGUGAAGUCUUGCGCCAGAGCCCGACCCCGGCGGCUGCCCCGGAUACUCCGCCAGAAGCGCAGCACCGCGCUGGGAAUUUUGUGUGAUGUAGUCGAGAAUCAUAAGAUCUAGCAUGACUCGUGCGCAUGUUGGCGUUCUUUGUUGGGUUGUUUUUUUUUUUUUUUAUAAGUUUGUUUGUGAGCGAAUUCUCCUCGUACGAGUCUUUAGCG